Molecule: messenger RNA, 947 nt
Organism: Dimorphilus gyrociliatus
Lineage: Eukaryota; Metazoa; Annelida; Polychaeta; Dinophilidae
Source: the annotation of a GenBank genome assembly
GCGGUAGCUAGAAAUAUCCACUUCCGGUUUUUGUUGUAAAUAACAUCCACCCAACAAUGACAAAUUCUGAAGUAAAAGCAGAAUCAGACGAAGAAAUGGAGCACGAAUCGUUAGAAUCAUCUAAAAGCGAAGGAGAAGAGUCUGGUUCGGAUACCGAAAGUGGAGACGAAUACCAUGUUUCAGACUUAAAUGAUGAAGAUUUUGAUAAAAAAAAGACGAAUCUCUCAACUGAUAUGGCAUAUCUCGAAAAACAAUUUGAAAAUGUAAAAAACGACUUAUAUAAUGCAAAACUACGUCAAGCUAACGAUAAAAUUGAUGCUAUAACUAAAAAUAUUGCUCCCGAAUAUGUUAUACCCUUAGAUAAACUGAGGGAUCAGAGAGAAAUACGACGGCAGGUUGCAAAAAUACUUAGGGAAAUGCGAGUUAAGAGUAACGAAAAUAAAUAUGAAUAUGAAGUAAAUGGAGCUCGCCAAAGCUACGAAAGUGAUCGAUUUAUGCUCUCUGAUAAUGUUAGAAGUGAAUUGGAAGAGAAAAUUCGAAAACUGGAAGAAGAUAGACACAAUAUUGAUAUUACCUCGGACCUAUUCAUGGAAAGUCAAUCCUACCGAAAAACAAAAAAGAAAACCUCAGCUCAUGAAGGACUCAACGAGAAACGUAGAAAGCCAGUAGCAGUAACCGGUCCAUACAUUGUUUAUAUGUUAGAAGAUAGUGAAAUUAUAGAAGAUUGGACAGCUAUACGCAAAAUCUUGAAACAAGGUGAAUUAGGUGAGAAAAAGAAAAAAGACAUUGCCGCUCAUCAACACAGACCCCUUGUCCCCGAAAAAUCUUAUUCAGAAAAGAAUGUGCAUUUCGAUAAUAAGAACAACCGUCUGAUAUAUGAAGGUGAAGUAUUUAGUAAGGAUGAUAAUAUUACAAUAGAUAUGCGAGAAGAUUCACCCGCCUUGUAA